CGCGCCUUCCUCGAGAAGUGCCAGCACCUCGAGGCGGUCCUCGACCAGACGCCCGUCGGCCGGGAGCGCUGGUCCGCCAAGGAGCCCUCCUCGCGCGCGUCUGGCGGCUCUUGCGGGCCAGGCACGCCGCGCCACCCAGGCACGCCGGCAUCGCUGGCGUCGCUGUCGCUCGGGCCGCCCUCGUCGGGCGCCGCGGACAGGUCUGGCGGCGGCGUGCCUUCGCCAAAGCCGGCUCGGCUCAAGGCGACGCCGCUCGGCGACGGCCGCGAGGGCGACGCGGCGGCGGCGGCGGCGGAGAUUGAGGCGAAGCUAGCGGAGCGCGAGUUCUACGAGGCGUAUCGGAUGCUCGGGCGGCUGCAGACGUACGUCUGGAUCAACACGAAGGGGUUCCAGAAGAUCAUGAAGAAGUAUGACAAGCGGAUGGAGCUGCGCGGCACAGCGCAGGAGCUCGGCCCAGAGUUUGAGGCGCGGCUCGAGAAGGAGGCCUUCUGCUCCGGCAAGAUGAGCAUCCUAGCAGAGAUGUUCAAGUCGCGCCGGCCCGGCGGAGUGUCGUCGAGCGGGAUCGCAGCCGCAGGCAGCCGGCCGCAGCUGCAGCUCAUCACGGGCAACGCAAACAGCGAGCUCUCCAGCGAGAUUGCGGCGAGACUUGGGGUGCCUCUCACGCCGGCCAAGAUCGCGCGCUUCCCGGACGGCGAGGUGUCGAUUCAGAUUCUGGAGAACGUGCGCAACUCGGACGUGUACAUCAUACAGCCAACCUGCCCUCCGGUGAACGACAACCUGAUGGAGCUGCUGCUGUGCGCGUCGGCGGUGCGGCGCGCCGCCGCGGCGCGCGUGACGGCCGUGGUGCCGUACUACGGCUACGCAAGGCAAGACCGCAAGGAGCGGUCGCGAGUGCCCAUCUCCGCGGCGGACGUUGCGAAGAUGAUGGAGGCGAUGGGGGUGGACCGGGUGUGCUGCGUCGACCUGCACUGCGGCCAGAUCCAGGGGUUCUUCGGCCCGCGCACGCCGGUGGACAACCUCUGGGCCACGCCGAUCGCGGUGUCCUACUUCAAGACGCGCGAGCUCAACAACGUGGCCGUGGUCUCGCCGGACGCAGGCGGCGUCGCGAGAGCAAAGAUGUUUCGCGAGGGCCUCGAGGCGCAGGGGAUGCGAGCCUCGCUAGCGAUGAUCAUCACGCAGCGAAGGUCGACGGGCGAGCUCGGCUCGGAGAUCGCGCAGGCGGACCUCGUCGGCACCGUCACCGGCUGCGACUGCAUCAUCGUCGACGACAUGAUCGACACGGCGGGCACUCUCUUCAUGGCGACGAACGCGCUCAAGUCGUUCGGCGCGUCGCGCGUCUUCGCCUUCGCCACCCACGGCCUCUUCAACCCGCCCGCCGCCGACCGCAUCGAGGAGUGCGCCAUCGAGGAGGUGAUCGUCGCGAACACCAUCCCGCUGCCGCCGUCGGUGAACCGCGAGGCGAGGAAGGUGCGCCAGAUCAGCGUGGGCAAGCUCCUCGCGCAGGCCGUCAAGUGCCUCCACACGGGCGACUCUAUUCUAUCGCUCGAUGUUGUCACGUCCUGUGAUCAGGCCAUCAAGUGCAUCCACACGGGCGACUCGGUACAGCGGCUCUUCGACAUGGACGAGGGAGUCAACCUGCUGGCAUGA
Molecule: messenger RNA, 1647 nt
Organism: Emiliania huxleyi CCMP1516
Lineage: Eukaryota; Haptophyta; Isochrysidales; Noelaerhabdaceae
Exons: 10
Coding region: 343-1647 (434 amino acids)
Biological process (GO): purine nucleotide biosynthetic process; 5-phosphoribose 1-diphosphate biosynthetic process
Cellular component (GO): cytoplasm; ribose phosphate diphosphokinase complex
Molecular function (GO): magnesium ion binding; ribose phosphate diphosphokinase activity
Source: RefSeq, a predicted model, not a curated record